GGUCAGUCAGUCGUCUAAACGUCUCGACAUGAACAUCUUUUUAGAUUCUCGCUGCUCCAUUUCUGCAGUUCUCCUGCUUUUCCUUCUUCAGGGGUCACGAGCUGCAGAUGUUCAUGUGCACAAAGCUGUCGGAGACUCACUGGAUUUAAUCACUGAUUAUCCAAAAGAAGGUCUUGUGGAAGUGCGGUGGAUAUAUAGUGGGAAGGAUUUAGCUGUGUAUGAAAAAGAUCAGAUCAAACCGGUGAAUCCUCCAUUAUUUCAUGAAAGGUUAAAGUUGUAUAAGGACAAUAUUAGUAUAACAAUAUUAGACCUGAAACUCCAGGAUUCUGGAAGAUUCACUAUUGUUGCAGAAGGAAAAUCUGUUCAACUUCCAACAAAAUUCUUUGUGCUGCACGUUCAUGAUCUCAUCAGAGAUGUCCAGAUUGAGGUCAUUAAUUCCUGGCGAGAGUCAAAAGACAUGUGUGUGUUUCAUCUUCGGUGUGUGUCGUCUGGCGAUCUGAAUCCCUCCUACAGCUGGACUGGAGAUCCGGUCCGAUCCGGACAGAACCAGAACAUCAGCCUCCAUCCAGCAGAGAACGCUACAGUCUCCUGCACCGCCAAGAACACCGUCAGCAUCAAGAGCACUAACCAGACUGUAGUGUGCACAGGGACGGGUGCAAGGUUUUGUGUAAAAAGUUGAAUACUUAAGUAUUAAUAAGGAUUAUAUAAUUAAAAAUUGUAUAUUUUAAAAUAAAUAAAGACCACUAAAAACAGGCCAACUAUUUUUAGACCCUUUGAAUGCAAGGUUAUGUGUCUAUAUUGGUUACAUUGCCCUAAAAUGAUCUUCUGUUAUUCAUGGCGAAUAAUAGAAAAGGGGGCACAAUUAAAAGCAGGAUGAUCUAUACCCUUCACAGUUUAUUAAAAAUGUAUUUAAUAAUGUUGGCUCAGACAUAGUAUUUGAUUAUUUGCAAUUAUGAAGCUGAAGCAUUAAUGAAUAAAGGAAAAAUAAGAUAUCUGUGUGAGAUCUUUUAAAAAUGCUACAACAUCUCUUGUAAAAAUUGAGACACACUCAUACAAACUUCAACAAUGGAAAUAAGAACAUUUUCAAAUCUAAAUACUGUUUUGUUUUGGGUGUAUGGUCAAUAAAUAAAGGAAUUAAAAAGAUGGGCACAAAACCAGU
Molecule: messenger RNA, 1159 nt
Organism: Pimephales promelas (fathead minnow)
Lineage: Eukaryota; Metazoa; Chordata; Actinopteri; Cypriniformes; Leuciscidae
Product: SLAM family member 8
Cellular component (GO): cell-cell junction; membrane
Source: RefSeq, a predicted model, not a curated record